This is a messenger RNA of Strongylus vulgaris, 639 nucleotides long. The record is from the annotation of a GenBank genome assembly. Lineage: Eukaryota; Metazoa; Nematoda; Chromadorea; Rhabditida; Strongylidae.
UUGAACAAGGUAUAUACAUAUUUUAGCCCCGAUUCAUCUGUACAUUUGCCAUCUUGGCAAACUGCCAGCAGUCCAUACGCUGAAGAACCGAUUGAUGAUGGCUGUUUCCUUGAAGAGACGUCGUCGUUUUCUACAUAUGACAACGUCUGUGACGAUGAUGAGCACAUUUAUCAUGAGUUAGAGCUUUGUUGCCGUGCACCUGAGCGAAGCUACAGUUCCGAACAGCUUUCAAGCCUAGACGAUUCUCGUUCGAGCUCUCCUCUCUACGCUCGACCCGAUUCGCCUAUCUAUGCUCAACCAUGGACUCAUUACCAGAUCGUCCCAAAUCGCACUCUACCCAAUGUCGUAUUAGCGCAACGUAACCCUUGCGCUAAACCGCUUACUGUACGAAAUCAGUCGUUCCGUAGGAUACUUCCUGAAAUCCCCAAUGACUAUGCGGAGCCUUAUGCUGUCUCUUCUUCCAUAACUUAUCUGGAGCGUACGAACUCGGUGGUCUAUCCGGGUUCGUAUUUUUCAAGGGUCACAUCAAAGCAAAUCUAUGAGGAGCCAAUGAAGGAGAAGGACCCAAUGGAUGAGGCUGAGGAAGAGUUCCUUACAGAGUUGGAUGCACAGAUUGCUGAACUGCAGGUGAGCUUGUGA